GACAGGCAGUAACAGAGAAAGCAGCCAUGACUGAUGUUGGGGAAAUUAUCAAAGCUCUUAAUGAUUUCGGCCGAUUCCAGCAUUGGCUGGUACUGAUGAUCACUAUAAUUUCACCCUUCGGUGGUUUUCAUAUGUUCAGCCAAUUAUUCAUGGUCAUUCCAGUGCCUCAUCACUGCAACACUAAUUGGUUGGAUGCCAUCCACUUGAACUUGACCGAAGAGGCGAAGCUGAAUUUAACCAUUCCCCGAAAUCCUGACGGGACCUUAGAGCCAUGCCUCAUGUAUACGCCUAUGGAAACCAACCCAGAGACCAUCCUGCAAUCUGGAUUGAACUCAACAGAGAAGUGCCAAGAUGGAUGGGUUUAUUCUUCCAAGCCAAAACCUUCUCUGAUUACCCAGUUUUCCUUGGUAUGUGAUAGAGAGGAUUUAAUUGGCAUCUCCCAGUCCAUCUUCAUGUCGGGCCUCCUCGUCGGAGCCGUGGUGUUAGGACCGUUGAGUGACUGGUACGGCCGACGGCCCAUCGCCUUGUUGUCUUUGUUCUUGGAAGGUGCCGCGGGAGUUGCGGUUGCCUUUGCCCCCAGUUUCUACCUCUACUGUGGACUCCGGUUUCUGCUGGGAGCAGCUCUCUCUGGGAUCAACAUAAGCAGCACAGCUCUGUGCACCGAGUGGGUUGGCAUUGCCUAUCGUCCACACACCAUCAUCACCAGCCAUGUGACUUUCGCUUUGGGACAGAUGAUCCUGGCAGGCUUAGCGUAUGGCCUCCGGGACUGGCGGCAUCUUCAGAUUGCCGGUUCUGCCCCGAUUUUUGUUUUCUUUUUCUACAUAUGGGUCCUUCCUGAGUCUGCCCGGUGGCUCGUGAUGAAAGGCAAAAUAGAGGAUGCUAAAAGGCUUCUCCAGAAAGCAGCUUCGGUGAACAAGCGAACCAUCCCUCCGAAACUCUUGGAGCAGCUAACACCUAAACAAAAACCCAACUCUUCAACGGUUUUGGAUCUCAUUAGAAACCCCCAAUUAGCAAAGAUGACCCUGAUAAGUUCCCUCAUCUGGUUUGUCAAUAGCUUGGCCUACUAUGGAUUAAGCCUGAACGUUGGCAGCUUCGGCCUGAAUAUCUACCUGACUCAGGUCAUCUUCGGGGCCGUUGAAAUCCCCGCCCGGAUCCUUUCCGUCUUCCUGAUGCAGCGUUUUGGAAGGAAGAAGUGCCAAUCACUCUGCCUCCUCCUUGGGGGGACCUUUUCCCUUCUGAUCAUCGCUGUCCCCAAAGAUUUACCUGUGGUAACCACAUUGCUGGCUGUCCUUGGGAAGUUUACAAUGGCAGCAUCGUUUUCAACAUCCUAUGUAUAUUCUGCAGAGCUGUUCCCCACUAUUAUCCGGCAGACUGGACUCGGAGUAUGUCAGAUGACCGCCAGAGUAGCUGGAAUCAUCUCCCCACUGGUGGACCUCCUGGAGAAAUAUAGCACCUCUCUGCCCGUGGGUGUCUUCGGAAGUGCAGCUGUCGUUGGCGGGGUCUUUUCUCUCCUUCUUCCCGAAACACUCGGCAAGGAGCUUCCCGAUUGUGUGGAUGACCUGACUUGCAAAUCAAGGAAGGGCAAGAAAACCAAUGACAGCGUGGAAAACGGAUGCGCAAAACCAAAUAAAGACAGUUGCCUUAGUGAAAGGAUAACAACCACCCAUUUCUAAGUCAAUGACGGAUUGAGUCAGCCUGUCAAGGACACAGACUGGAGAAAAAUUGGUAGAUUUCUCUGUACUGUGAGCAGAGGAGGCAAACGUUGGUGGGCUUCAUUAGAGAGUACAUUUUAAGCUACAACAUAACACAGUUCAUGUGAUUUGACUUGCUGCAAUCCAGGUCGUAAAGUGACGGAUAAAGUCAGCCGCUAUUUAAUCAAGAAACCAUGGUUUAUCAUAAUGUAUACUUCAUUUUUUUUAGUUUUUAUUUUUUUAAUUUCCAUACAAAGAACCACACAUACAACCAUUACAUAACCAACACUAUUUUAUAUUAUUCAAUGUUAUGUCAAUUCAUCUUACCAUCAACCCCCCAAAGACUAUCCUUGGCUCUUCUGCUC
This is a messenger RNA of Thamnophis elegans (Western terrestrial garter snake), 2056 nucleotides long. Its product is annotated as solute carrier family 22 member 13-like. Gene Ontology annotation, biological process: transmembrane transport. The record is from RefSeq and is a predicted model, not a curated record. Lineage: Eukaryota; Metazoa; Chordata; Lepidosauria; Squamata; Natricidae. Gene Ontology annotation, cellular component: membrane. Gene Ontology annotation, molecular function: transmembrane transporter activity. The transcript is spliced from 10 exons. Bases 27 to 1673 code for a protein of 548 amino acids.